AUGACGACCACCACGACCACCACCGCCGCCUUUUCACUUUCUUUCUUAAAGCGGCAGAAAGAAAGAAGGCGCGUUAACGUCAGGGGACGAAGAGGCGGAGGUAAAGUUGUUUUAAACUCAAUCACCCCGUCGACGACGGAAACGACGAAUCAGUCUGGAGACGAACCAACUUCCCGAGUGAAUACGACGAAUACCAAGAAUAAUAUUCAACUCUCCGUGGACGAACGGUCGUUGGAUUACCGCGCGCCUGGAUUCACGGUCGGCGAAAACGUCUCGACGAGUAAAAGAGUCUUACCGAAACGGAUCAUCUUGAUACGACACGGCGAGUCGCAAGGGAACAUCGACGAAACCGCGUAUCAAAACACCCCAGACUGGCAGAUUCGGUUAACCGAGAAAGGGAGAGAACAAGCCGAGCAAACCGGGAAGAUGUUGAGAGAAAUGUUGGAGCGAGAUAAGAUCGAGGAGCCGGAGAAGGACCCGAAAGUGUUUUUUUACAUCAGUCCGUACAGACGAUCGAAGGAAACCGCGGCGGGGAUCGCGCAAAGUUUAGAUCCGGAGAUGAUCAUCGGCGUGCGAGAAGAGCCUCAGUUGCGAGAGCAGGAUUUUGGGAACUUUCAAGACGGACAGAUGAUCAAGACGAAGAACGAGAGGCAAGCGUUCGGGAGGUUUUUCUACAGGUUUCCGGAUGGGGAGAGUGGUGCGGACGUGUACGAUAGAAUGACUAUUUUCGAGGAUCACAUGGUGAGAGAUAUCGACAACGGGAGGUUUAGCGGAAGCACGAAUAUGGUUCUGUGUACGCACGGUUUAACGUUGAGGAUAUUUUUGAUGCGAUGGUUCCAUUGGACGGUGGCAGAGUACGAGAGGAUUACAAAUCCGGCGAAUUCAGUGCCGAUUAUAUUAGAGAGAAGAGAGGAAGAUUGGACCGUCGUGAAUUGCGAACCGGAUUGGGACAAUAUGUUCGGCGACGGAGACGAGGACGCGGAUUUGUGCGCGCACCACGCGGUGCACACGAAGGAGUGUUACGAGUUGACCGAAAGUAGCAUGGCGGCGUUGGAAGGGUGCACGGACGACAUGUGCACGAUGAUUUUACCGGAAGAAUGUUGGGAGAGAGCGUUAAAUUUAGGUGUAAGUGACGCGACGGAGUGCUCCAUAAACGGCGGGGCGGUUUCAUGGAAACCGACUUCGUAA
Bathycoccus prasinos is the source of this 1188-nucleotide messenger RNA. RefSeq lists its product with no specific name. The record is from RefSeq and is a predicted model, not a curated record. Lineage: Eukaryota; Viridiplantae; Chlorophyta; Mamiellophyceae; Mamiellales; Bathycoccaceae. Bases 1 to 1188 code for a protein of 395 amino acids. The transcript has a single exon. Gene Ontology annotation, molecular function: phosphatase activity.